AUGGUGGAAUUCCUGAAAUAUAUGAAUAGAAAGACUUGGAAAGUUGUCAUAAAGGGUUGGGAACAUCCUGUUGUGAAGGAAAAAGAUGGGAAGGUUGUUACUAACUUGAAGCCUGAAGAGGACUGGUCUAAGGAAGAAGAUGAACUUUCUCUUGGAAACUCCAAAGCUUUGAAUGAUUUAUUUAAUGGAGUUGACAAAAACAUAUUCAGGUUAAUAAACACAUGUACUAUGGCCAAAGAUGCAUGGGAAAUUCUCAGAACCACUCAUGAAGGCACAUCUAAAGUGAAGAUCUCUAGACUUCAGCUUCUCACUACCAGAUUUAAGAAUCUAAACAUGAUAGAUGAUGAGAGUAUUCAUGAUUUUCACAUGAAUGUUCUUGAAAUAGAAAAUGCAUCUAGUUCCUUGGGAGAGAAGAUAUCAAAAGAAAAGAUGGUUAGAAAAAUUCUCAGUGAUAGAUCUGAAAAGAAGAACAAGAGCAUAACUUUUGUAUCCAACACUGAAGAUGAAGAGAACCAAUGUGACUUGGAUAUUGAUGAGGGAAUAUCCAAUGCUAUUGUACUUCUUGGGAGACAAUUCAACAAGGUGCUGAAGGGAAUGGACAGGAAGUCAAGACCAAAUGUCAAGAACAUCUCAUAUGACAUCAGCAAGAACAAUGACUUUCAGAGAAGAACAAGAACAGAAGAUAAAUCCAAUCAAGGGGUUGUCUGUCUCUUGGUCGAUGAUGAUAACUCUGAAAGUGAACCUGAGAAUGAAUCUGCUAAACAUGUAACUACUUUAACUAGAAGAUAUGAUUAUGAUGAAGAUUCAUGUGAUGAAGAAGUAUCUUAUGAUGAAUUGGCCACCUCUUACAAAGAAAUGUGCAUCAAAAGUGAAGAAAAUACUCAAACUGGAGGCAAGUUAUUGCGCUGGACAUGUCAUUAUUGUGGAAAUUUUGGUCAUCUAAAGUCCUUAUGCUUCAAACUGUAUGGCUAUCCAAGGAGUCCAACAGAGCCUAGGGCUAAUCAAGUGGUGAUUGAAACUAGAAAGGAGUGGAUACCUAAGCUUGUCACCACUAGUCUUAUAGCUCACACCUCUCUUAGAGCUUCAGUUAAAGAAGAUUGGUAUUUUGACAGUGGAUGGUCUAGACAUAUGACAGGGGUCAAGAAGUUCUUGGUGGACAUCAAGUCUUACUCCAUCAGUUAUGUCACUUUUGGUGAUGGGGAUAAAUGUGAAAUUAAAGGAGUUGGAAGAUAA
Lathyrus oleraceus (garden pea) is the source of this 1233-nucleotide messenger RNA. RefSeq lists its product as uncharacterized. The transcript is spliced from 4 exons. The coding region runs from base 1 to 1233 and encodes 410 amino acids. The record is from RefSeq and is a predicted model, not a curated record. NCBI's taxonomy places the organism in Eukaryota, Viridiplantae, Streptophyta, Magnoliopsida, Fabales, Fabaceae.